Molecule: messenger RNA, 836 nt
Organism: Esox lucius (northern pike)
Lineage: Eukaryota; Metazoa; Chordata; Actinopteri; Esociformes; Esocidae
Gene: acp1
Product: acid phosphatase 1
Exons: 6
Coding region: 64-537 (157 amino acids)
Biological process (GO): protein dephosphorylation
Cellular component (GO): cytoplasm
Molecular function (GO): acid phosphatase activity; non-membrane spanning protein tyrosine phosphatase activity
Source: RefSeq, a predicted model, not a curated record
GCACAAUAUCGGUCAACAGCCGGUGGUCGUGACGUAACAAAAGACCUAUAACAGCAAAAAAAAAUGGCAUCCAGCAGAAAGUCCGUUCUGUUCGUCUGUCUGGGGAACAUCUGUAGGUCCCCGAUUGCCGAAGCUGUCUUCAAAAAGAUGGCGACGGAUGCCAGUGUUGUUGACAAGUGGAGGAUAGACAGUGCUGCCACCUCCACCUAUGAGAUAGGCAACCCUCCAGACCAUCGUGGUCAAGCCUGCCUGAAGAAACACGGCGUGCCCAUGAUGCAUGUAGCCAGGCAGGUGACAAAAGAAGAUUUUUUGACUUUUGACUACAUUCUGUGCAUGGAUGAGAGCAAUUUGAGUGAUCUGAAAAAAAAGGCAAACUCAGUGAAAAACAGCAAAGCCAAGAUUGAGUUGCUUGGCUCCUACGAUCCAGAAAAACAGCUGAUUAUCAAAGACCCAUACUAUGGACACGAGGAAGACUUCGAAAAUGUGUACCAACAGUGUGUGAGAUGCUGCAAAGUGUUUUUGGAAAGAAACUCGUAACAUGAUCCAAGAUCUGACCGUUGAACAUCUACCCAAAUACUAGUCCAUUUGUAAAGACACGGUCAUCUCUUAUCAGUUGUGCAGUUACUUUGUCUGCCAUGUUGCACUAACCGUAGUUUCCAUUAAUGGUUUAGCAGUCAGUGGACCACAGUAUACUCUGCAAUAAAUCGUAACUGUAAAACAAAGUCUUUGCUGUACAGUAUAUUGUAAUUAAAAUGCAUUUUUAUUUGUAUUUGCUGGCUGUCAGGUCCUCUCCUCCUGAAGGAAACUGAAUAAAUACAACACAAUAAUGCCCUAUU